GCGCGGCGGCGCGCUGGAACAGCUGCUCCGCGACUUGCGCGCGGUGCUGAACAGGGACGGUCCUGAGCUCGCGGCCACCGGGGACGACCUUGAGAGGAUUUUGAGGGCCUUCAGGCAGGGCGGCAUCCGGGACCUCGUCGACGCGGGCGACCUGCGUUACUCCCGGGUCGUCGCGGCGCUGGGGGAGGCCAGGCUGUGGGCGCAGGCCCUGGAGCUCUUCGGCCUGAUGCGCGGCGCCCGCGUCGAGCCGGGCACCACCAGCCUCCUGCGGACGCUGGUGGCGUGCCAGAGCGGCAGCGCGUGGGAGGAGUCCGUCGCCCUCCUCGCGCGCAACUCCCGGGGCGGCGGCAGGCCAGACCACCGCCUGAGCGGCAGCGCCAUUGCGGCCUGCGCGGCCGGCACGCAGUGGCGGGGGGCGCUGCUCUCUUGGCAGCACCUCAGGCAGCGGCCUGCCCGGUGCAUCCCAGAGGAGGCCCUCGCGGACGCCACGUGCGCGGCCGCUGUCGGCCAGCAGUGGAGGUCCGCCCUGCGCCUGAUCGCGGACGGGCGGCUGCGCCGGGUCCACCUGGAGGCCCAUCAGACGUACCUCGCGGUGGUCAGCGCCUGCGCGAAGGGCGGCCUCUGGCGCAGCGCGCUGCAGCUGCUCGGGGAGGUGCGCGCUCUGCGCGUGGAGCCGCUCAGUGAGGCGAUCUGCAUCGCCGCCCUCCGCGCCUGCGAGGCCGCAGGCAGCUGGGAAGCCGCCCUGCGUCUACUUCACGAUCUGCCCGCGCUCGGCUCCGCCCCGUCCGUCGCCGCCUUCACGUGCACCAUCGGCGCGUGCGCGAAGGGCAUGCAGUGGGACUGGGCGUUGUACCUGCUUCUGCAAAUGCGCCUGCGCGGACACUGGCCGAACGAAUAUACGUUCAACGCCGUGAUCCUCGCCUGCGAGAGGGGCAGGAAGUGGGAGUUUGCCCUUCACGUCGUGGCGGAGAUGAGGCUCUGCUUCCGGGACCCGGACCUGAUCACGUACACCUCCGCGGUGACCGCCUGCAGGCGCGGGGCCAACUGGCGCAAGGCGCUCGCCAUCCUCGGCGAGCUCGCCGCCCGCGGCCUGCGGGCGGACACCAAGGCAGUCGGCGCCGUGGCCAGCUCUCUCGACGCGGAGUGGCGUCGCGCGCUCGGGCUGCUGCUGGCAUCCGUCGACCACAGCUUGCUGCCAGACGUCAUCACGUACGGUGCCGUUGCGAGCGCCUGCGAGAAGGCCGCGAAGUUGGCCAGGAGGGAGUCCCUGGCUCGGUUGCCGCUCUGGCCGCGCGGCCUGCAGCUGCUGCGGGACGCGGGCUGCCAGGGGUUGCGGAUCGACGCUGUGCUGUGCCAUGCCGCCGCCAGCGCCUGCGAGCGCAGUGGGCAGUGGAGCCAGGUGCUCUCCUGCCUGGCGGCGAUGCGGUGGCGGGGCCUCGAGCCCGGGCCGGUCGCCUUCAACGUGGCCUCGAGCGCCUGCCGGCAGGAGCUCCGCUGGCGGUGGUCGCUGCGGGUGCUGCACUCCAUAGAGGUCGCCGGGCUCGGGUUUUCCCCGGUUGCGCACGAUGCCGCCGUCGCGGCUUGCGACGACAGCGGCGAGGGCGCCCCGCUGCCGCGGCUGCUCGACGGCGUGCGUCGCAGCCUGCGGGGGUCGGGCGGGAGCGGGAACCCGAGGGACACCGACUGCCGCACGGCCACCGAGGCGCUGGAGGCGCUGGCCGAGCACGACCGCCUGGACGGGAAGGCCGUCCAGAGCCUCCGCUGGCGCGUCUACGCCCCCGUCCUGGCAGGCCUCCGCGCCUGCGCGCGGGCCGGCGAGCGGCGUGGCCGCGGCGACGAGCGGCGACUCUCGAGGAUGCCGUCCCUCGGCCACUUCCUGGCCAGCGCGGCCUGCGCGGACCUGCGGCUUGCGCGCGCGGGCGCGGGCGCGGCCGCGCCGUGGAACUCGGAGGCGCGGCUGGCGCUGAGGAGGGUCACGCACGCGAGCGCGGGAGAUCCAGGAGAGCGUGAGGCGUGGUCGGCGCCCACUGCCACCUCCACCGCCGCCUGGGUCAGCCAGAGGGCCACUGGCCCGGGCGCGGCGCCGCCGCCCAGCGGCGAGGUCUACGGCCGUGCGGUCGGCUUCGGGCAGGGGAUGCCCAGCUGGGCCGACCGCGGCCGGCGGCCGCUGCGCCCCGUCUUCUUCGCGCACGACCGCUCGGCGCACGCGGAGAGGCUGGCGCUGCUGGAGCUCCUGAGGGCGCGGCGGCGGCCUUCCGGCCCCGCUCCUGCCCGCUCCCGCGAUGUCCAGGCCUCCCCGACUCUGUGGCCCGAUUUGAUGGGCCUCUUUUUUCCACCACCACCACCAUGA
Prorocentrum cordatum is the source of this 2350-nucleotide messenger RNA. The record is from the annotation of a GenBank genome assembly. Lineage: Eukaryota; Dinophyceae; Prorocentrales; Prorocentraceae.